CCGGGUUAGUGACUAGGCCACGCGCUCAACACCUGUAGUGUAACCUAUGAAUAUCCAAGAUGGCUGCGCCCAUGCCGAUGCAGUGAUUAAACGUUGCUGAAAUUUAAUAACUAAGGUAAAUGUCAAAGUGCUUACUCAUAAUCAAUGUGGAGAAGAAUCACAGAGUUUGUGAAGAGUACCAUGUCAUCAAUUAAAAUUGCCCAGCAGUUGCCGCCAAGUGCAGCCAAGGUGGGAGAUAAGAGAGCUGCAGAUGGAACAAGCAAGAGUAACUUUGUGGAGGACAGGAAGAGAAAGGUUGCUGUGGUUAUUGCAUACAAUGGAAAAGGCUAUUACGGACUGCAAAUUAACCCAGGUUUCCCCACGGUGGAGGGUGAGCUGGUGAGAGGUCUGCUGGAGGCGGGCGUUAUACCCCAGGAUCACCAUGACAACAUCUGGAAGAUGUCCUUUCAGAGAGCUGCCCGCACAGACAAGGGUGUGUCAGCAGCUGGAAAUGUGUGUUCUCUAAAGAUGUGUGUAAAUGUUGAGAACCUGGUAGACAAAAUCAACGAGAAACUUCCAGAUCAAAUACGUGUAAUGGAUGUAAUCAGAACAACCAAGGGAUUCAAUGCCAAGAAUCACUGCUCUGGAAGGACUUACAUCUAUCUCAUCCCUACGCUUGCUUUCUCAUCUGUUGAAGAGACAGUAACAUUGGAGUAUCGCACGACAUUGGACAUCAUAGAGAGAGUGAAUGAAGUCCUACAGAAGUUUAAAGGGACCCACAAUUUCCACAACUUUACAUCGGGCAUAAAGCCAGAGGAUGGUUCAGCAAGAAGAUACAUUUGGAAUUUUGAGUGCGGGCUGCCAUUUGUUCGGGACGGUGUGGAAUUCUGCGUGCUGUCAGUGAGUGGACAGAGCUUCAUGCUUCACCAGAUAAGGAAAAUGAUUGGUCUGACCAUCGCUAUAGUGCGUGGGUUUGCAGAUAUUGAAUCCAUUGACAACGCGUGGGAGAGCGAAAAGAUGGACAUUCCAAAGGCUCCGUCUUUGGGACUCAUGCUGGACAAGCUUCACUAUAAUCAAUACAACGAAAAGUUCUGUAAAGAUGGGUCACAUGAUAAGAUAGACUUCUCUACUAUAAAGGACAAACUGAAGAUUUUCAAGGAUGAACAGAUAUUCCCAAAUAUCAUCAAGACAGAAAUUGAAGAACACAGCAUGUUGCAAUGGCUGUCCACCCUGCAUCUACACACGUGUCUGGCAAUAGACACCCGGCUGUGUACACGAAGGAAGUUCAUGAAGAACCUUGAGGAAGACUGUAAAGGAGCACAGGCUGAUGACACUUUUCAAGAGGGGAUUGACACUGCAGCUUCCAAAGAGGUCGAUCAAUCUGCAACAGAACCUCUGGCUACCAAGGAUACCACGGAAGGAGCAUCUGAUGAGGUGAAACGAGACACUUGUAUCAGGACUUCUCCACCAACACACGAAGUGAAUCCUGACGUUGCAAAGCUACUAGCUGAAAAAGGGUCCGUCAAUGAGGAUGUAAACCUUGAUCCUGUUACUAAUGGUGCAGACACUGUGAAAAAUACAGUGGAGAAAAGUUCAGAGGAAGAACCAGAGAUGAGAAAAAGACAUGAAAAUGUAUUGCCUUAGUGAUGUGCAUGUUUUUAUUUAGUUUUAAAUAUUCUGCUAUUCUGCAUAAAUGGACAUUAAAAUGAAUAAAUCAUUAAGGCAGUCA
Molecule: messenger RNA, 1708 nt
Organism: Dreissena polymorpha
Lineage: Eukaryota; Metazoa; Mollusca; Bivalvia; Myida; Dreissenidae
Product: pseudouridylate synthase 1 homolog
Exons: 17
Coding region: 145-1623 (492 amino acids)
Biological process (GO): tRNA pseudouridine synthesis; mRNA pseudouridine synthesis
Cellular component (GO): nucleus
Molecular function (GO): pseudouridine synthase activity; RNA binding
Source: RefSeq, a predicted model, not a curated record